Molecule: messenger RNA, 918 nt
Organism: Parascedosporium putredinis
Lineage: Eukaryota; Fungi; Ascomycota; Sordariomycetes; Microascales; Microascaceae
Source: the annotation of a GenBank genome assembly
AUGGCUACGUCGCUCAUCGACCUUCCCAUCCCCGUGGCCGCGGACAUCCUCGCCCACCUCUCCGACCUACGCGAUCUCGCCAGCGCGAUUCGCAGCCAGCGCCUCUUCCACGCGGCGCUCCAGCACCACCGGAUCCACAUCGUCUCGGGCAUCCUCCGGAACCGCAUCCCGCGCCGGACCCUCCCCUUCGCCGAAGCCCUCUACAAGUCGACGCUCAUCGACCGGCGGGACAAGAUGGAGGUGUACCUGCUGCUCAAGUGGCUGAGAAAAGCCGUCCGGGACCCCGCGCUGAGCCUGGGCGUGCUAUCGCGCCUGCCGAUGGCGCAGGUCGCCGCGGUCAUGGAGACGCACGCGUGCGUCGAGCAGCUAGCGGGGAGUUUAUGCGCGUUUGACGAGCUUGCAUCGCACGACGUUCAAUACGGUAGCGUGCCCAUAGACUGGACGCCAAACGCACACUUCAUCCCGCCCGCGCAAGAGGCUAUGUGCCAGGGCCUUGACUUCCUCGUCCGUCUAUGUCGGGCUCGGGACUACGACAGCCGAGUCAAGCUCAUGCCGGUUACGCUCUUCCAAGCCUGGGCCAAGAACCGCCACCCCUUUAAACAGCUCUUCAACAACCGCCUCACGAGCCCGCGCCUCAACAAGAUCCGGGCGCGCAGAGACACCACGCUGGAAUCCCUCGAGGACGAACAGCGCGAAGGCCUCGGUACUCUCUUGGACGGGCGGUACGACCGCGUCUACUCGGACCCCGCGCACGUGUGGUUCGCCGCCCACGGGUCCUGCACCGUGCUCGCCUUGGUCGAACCUUUAUCGGACAUCAACCUCUGGCUGUGCGGCUAUGUUCUUUGGGACGGGGCCCCCUUGACCGGUGCGGUGAGCUCGCGGGUGGCUCAGUUCGCGCGCGGGGCCAGAAUCACAUGA